AUAAGGCUGUGGGAAUCCAGCUCGAUUGCGAGAUGCGCGGGUAAUGGAGCUGGGGUCCCUGGCAUGGGAACGCGUGAGUGGCUGUGUGGGCUUCACCGUGAUGACGCUCGGAGCUCUUUCCCCUGGAGGAUCAGGCUGAGCUGCGGAGAGCCGAGGACGACAGAGCGACGAGGUUUAUUCCAGGACAGCGGUGUUCCCCGUCUCUCCGAGCAGAAUGAAUAUUUUCUUCAAUUUGAGGGGGACCAUUGUGAGACAAGCGGCAGAAGAAAGAGCUGUUGCAGCAGAGGCAGUCAUGAGUCCUCCACGCCGCCCAUCGAGUUCCCAUUGUGACAGGUCUUCCUCUGAGACCCUCCAGAAGAACAACAGCAGCAACUCCGGUGUUAUUUUAGAUAUCUCAUCUCUGAAGUUAGCGGAUUUGGAAACAGAGGUACCUCCUCUUCCACCUCGCUACCGUUUCAGGGACCUGCUGCUGGGGGACCAGACCUUUCAGAAUGAAGACAGGGUGCAUUUAGAGUUUUACGUGAAUGAAAACACCUUCAAGGAGAGGCUGAAGCUUUUCUUCAUCAAAAACCAAAGGUCAAGCUUGAGAAUCCGUUUGUUCAACUUCGCACUGAAGAUUCUCACGUGCGUCCUCUACAUCGUGAGAGUGAGCCUGGACGACCCCACGGAGGUCAACAGCUCGUGUUUAUUAUGUAGAAACAACAGUGUGCAAAAUGCAUCAGCGUCGUCAGAAAUCAACUGGGAUCUCAUUUUCUGGGUGAACAGACGGGUGCCUGUGUGGGCGAUACAGGUGACAGUGGCCUCAAUCAGUUUCUUGGAGACUGUGCUCAUCACAUAUCUCAGCUACAAGGGGAACAUUUGGGAGCAGAUCUUCCAGAUAUCCUUCAUCUUGGAGAUGAUCAAUACAGUGCCAUUUGUAAUCACGAUCUUCUGGCCUCCUCUAAGAAACAUAUUUGUCCCUGUGUUUCUGAACUGCUGGCUCGCCAAAGGUGCGCUGGAGAACAUGAUUAACGAUUUCCAUCGUGCCAUCCAGAGGACCCACUCCGCCAUGUUCAACCAGGUGUUUAUCCUCAUCUGCACCUUGUUCUGCCUGGUUUUCACGGGAGCUUGUGGGAUCCAGCACCUGGAACGGGCGGGGAAGAACCUGUCCUUGUUUGAUUCCUUUUACUUCUGCAUCGUCACCUUCUCCACCGUGGGCUACGGGGACGUCACACCGCAGAUCUGGCCGUCCCAGCUGCUGGUGGUCAUUCUCAUCUGCGUUGCGCUGGUGGUCCUCCCGCUGCAGUUUGAGGAACUAGCUUACCUGUGGAUGGAGAGCCAGAAGCUGGGGGGGAACUACAGCCGCCACCGGGCGCAGACGGAGAAGCACGUGGUGUUGUGCGUCAGCUCGCUCAAGAUCGACCUGCUGAUGGAUUUCCUCAACGAGUUCUACGCACAUCCCAGACUGCAGGACUACUAUGUGGUGAUCCUCUGUCCCACAGAGGUGGACAUUCAGGUCCGGAGGAUCCUGCAGAUCCCUCUGUGGUCCCAGAGGGUCAUCUACCUGCAGGGAUCCACCCUCAAAGACCAGGACCUGAUGAGAGCCAAGAUGGACGAUGCUGAGGCCUGCUUCAUCCUGAGCAGCAGGAACGAAGUGGACCGAACUGCUGCUGAUCACCAGACUAUUCUGAGAGCUUGGGCAGCCAAGGACUUCGCUCCAAACUGCCCUCUCUACGUUCAGAUUCUCAAACCGGAGAAUAAGUUUCACGUCAAGUUUGCUGAUCACGUGGUCUGUGAGGAGGAGUUCAAGUACGCCAUGUUAGCCCUGAACUGUGUGUGUCCUGCUACGUCCACCCUGGUGACGCUGCUGGUUCACACCUCCAGGGGACAAGAGGGGCAGAUGUCGCCGGAGCAGUGGCAGCGGAUUUACGGGCGCUGCUCUGGAAACGAGGUCUACCACAUCCGUUUGUGUGACAGCAAGUUCUUUGAGGAGUACGACGGGAAGAGCUUCACCUACGCCUCCUUCCACGCCCACAAGAAGUACGGCGUGUGUUUGAUCGGAGUGAAGAGAGAAGACAACAAGAGCAUCCUCCUGAACCCCGGGCCGCGCCACAUCAUGGCUGCUACGGACACGUGCUACUACAUCAACAUCACCAAAGAGGAGAACUCCGCCUUCAUCUUCAAACAGGAGGAGAAGCACAGCAAAGGUCAGGCUGGGACCGGGCUCUACGACGCCCCCUCCAGGCUGCCCGUGCACAGCAUCCUCGCCAGCAUGGGCACUGUGGCCAUAGAUCUCCAGAAUCCUGAUCCUCCCGAGGAAAGUGGGAAACUGACCUUGCCAACAGAGAACGGCGCUGGGAGCCGCAGGCCGAGCAUCGCACCCGUCCUGGAAAUUGCCGAUUCUUCUGCCAUUCUGCCCUGUGACCUGCUCAGCGAUCAGUCGGAGGACGAGACCAACCAGUCCGACGAGGAAGGCUCCGUGGGGUCAGACUUCGUGAAGGGCUACCCUCCCAACUCACCCUACAUUGGCAGCUCUCCCACUCUGUGCCACCUCCUACCACAGAAAGCUCCGUUCUGCUGCCUCCGCCUGGAUAAGGGCUGCACACAUAAUAGCUUUGAGGAUGCCAAAGCCUAUGGAUUCAAAAAUAAGCUGAUUAUAGUGUCUGCAGAGACUGCGGGAAAUGGUCUGUACAACUUUAUAGUCCCUCUCCGAGCUUAUUAUCGGCCCAGGAAGGAGCUCAACCCCAUCGUGCUGCUACUGGACUACCCGCCAGACAACCACUUCCUAGAAGCCAUCUGCUGCUUUCCCAUGGUUUACUUCAUGGCUGGAACUAUCGAUAACCUGGACAACCUGCUUCAGUGUGGCAUCAUCUACGCCGACAACUUGGUGGUCGUGGACAAGGAGAGCACCAUGAGCGCUGAGGAGGACUACAUGGCCGACGCCAAGACCAUCGUCAACGUGCAGACCAUGUUCAGGCUCUUCCCGAGUCUCAGCAUCAUCACCGAGCUCACGCACCCGUCCAACAUGAGGUUCAUGCAGUUCAGAGCCAAGGACUGCUACUCGCUCGCUCUGUCCAAGCUGGAGAAGAUCGAGCGCGAUCAGGGCUCCAACCUGGCGUUCAUGUUCCGGCUGCCGUUCGCCGCCGGCCGGGUGUUCAGCAUCAGCAUGCUGGACACGCUGCUCUACCAGUCGUUCGUGAAGGACUACGUCAUCGCCAUCAUGCGGCUGCUCCUGGGCCUGGACACCACCCCCGGCUCUGGAUACCUGUGUGUCAUGAAGAUCACAGAGGAGGACCUGUGGAUCAGAACCUACGGCCGGCUCUUCCAGAAGUUCUGCUCCUCCAGCGCAGAGAUCCCCAUCGGGAUCUACCGCACCGAGUCGCACAUGUUCUCCACCUCAGAGUCUCAGGUGUCCGUCAACGUGGAGCGGGGCGAGGAGCAGUGCGAGCGCGGAGGGUCCUGGAAGAAGAACACCCACCGAAACUCCACCACCAGCGACCAGUCGGAGCACCCGCUGCUGAGGAAGAAGAGCAUGCAGUGGGCCAGGAGGCUGAGCAGGAAGAGCGCUAAACCCGGGAGCAGAGCGGAGCGCAUCUCGCAGCAGAGGCUGAACCUGUACCGCCGCUCCGAGCGGCAGGAGCUGUCCGAGCUGGUCAAGAACCGCAUGAAGCACCUGGGCCUGCCCACCGUGGGAUACGAGGAUGUUUCUAACCUUACUGCGAGCGAUGUCAUGAAUCGAGUAAAUCUAGGAUAUUUGCAAGAUGAGAUGAACGACCACCAGAACACGCUGUCGUACGUGCUCAUCAACCCUCCCCCGGACACCAUGCUGGAGCUCAACGACAUCGUGUACAUCAUCCGGCCCGACCCGCUAGCACACAUGCCCGAGGACGCCCAGGUGGGUCAGCCUCGCAGCAGGAACCAGCAGGAGUUCGGCACGGAGACGAGAGACGAGACUCACCUGUGACGCGCCCUCAGAUCUCCACGCCAUGACCCUUGACCCGGGACGCCCCGCCGGGGCCCGCGGGCCCACGUUUCACUGAGAAGGGCUGGACUCGGACCAAGAACAGCUGAUCGUUGUCCAUCAUGUCUCCCAGCCUCCGACGGGACAGACGGCCCCAGAGAGACCCGAUGUUUCCCCCCCGAGCUGCUACAGGAAGAUGCAUGAAGAGUGCCUCGCCAUCGCCCGGUCCCCCCCGAGCCCCGCCCCCCCCCAGCCCGAGGAACGAUACCACAGAGCCGUGUUGUGAGAUGCGUCUGAAAGGUUUACGGAGGUUUCUUUGCACAUGAUAUCUUUGCUCAAGGGGCGACGUCGCCCUGAUGCCACGACUCCUGCUUCAAACUCCACUUUAAAAGAAAAAAGAAGAUUUCAAACCUGAAACUCUCGGCGACUCCGCCCCCAUCCACGUCUACAGAUCUCAAAACGGGAAUCAUGUUUUCUAGCAACAAACAAAUUCAUCAAAUUUCUACCUUUUCAAGCAUUACCAGGAAUUGAAGGUGCAUGUGCACUUUUCUUCAUUUAUUACCUCAGCUUCAUCUUUUCUUUCAGAUUUUAUCAGGAAGGGGUUUGUUUUUCUUUAAGAGCACAAACGUUUUUACCAAAUAGUGUCGUCUGUGAACAAAAGUGAGCAUUUGUCUCUGAGCUGCUCGGCUUGUCGAGAAGUGAAUAUUGUUUAACUAUUUCAUGAUUCAUUAUUAUUGCAGUGGGACAUGUAUGAAGCCUGAAUGAUGCCUGCUGCAGAUGUGUUGUUUAUUUAACCUUUUGCUUUGUGACGUUAACUUAUUUGUACAAGAUGAGCCACUCUGGAUCUAUUUUAGAACACCAGUUUGUUUAUAAAAGAAAGAGAAGAAAGUCUGUUGCUGAAGUGU
Molecule: messenger RNA, 4845 nt
Organism: Cololabis saira (Pacific saury)
Lineage: Eukaryota; Metazoa; Chordata; Actinopteri; Beloniformes; Belonidae
Gene: kcnt1b
Product: potassium sodium-activated channel subfamily T member 1b
Exons: 32
Coding region: 215-3943 (1242 amino acids)
Biological process (GO): potassium ion transport
Cellular component (GO): membrane
Molecular function (GO): intracellular sodium-activated potassium channel activity
Source: RefSeq, a predicted model, not a curated record